CAUGCACAAUUAUGUUAGCUACGCCCAUGAUUGUCGACAACAAUAUAAAAGUAGCCUGUCUCUGAGACAGAUGUCUUAAUAUUUUAAACCCAUUGCGGAAAAUAUGUUAUGUUUUUUAAAACAGAAAAUCGGAAAAAAGCAUUGAAUGUUUAAAAGCUGUUGAUUUUAAUUGUUUUAUUCACUUUGAUGAUUUUAAGAUUAGUAAGACGGUGGCGAAAAAGUUUAAACAAAUGAUAAAAGGUCGGAGUAAUAUGAUUGUAUUGUCCCAGAUGUAAGUUAAUAAAGAAAAGAAAUUUAAAUUAUCGUCAAACGCUUCUGCAGACGACGAGAACUACUUUACUGCGGAGGGUUAAAACCACGCAGUCUAUCAUGCGUCUAGGUAACUCAGCUAGCGAACUGGCAGAGUUAAUUGCUUACCUGGCAGAUAUUUUCACAGUGAAUGAGAUAUAUUCAUGGAAUGUUUCCUGGUAUGAUUUUCCCGCAGAUCUUGCAAAAUGCGAUAAGCAGACAAUGGCGGCGAGUAAAUCGUAAUUUUUCGUCAAAUUCGUUGAGAAAUAAACAGAGGACAACAGUCCAAGUGCAGCAGACGCUUGGAUCGAGACAUAUAAUCUACUUUCGGUUUAAGAGAUACACAUCCACCAUGUCACGCCAGGGGUUACCUGUAGAUGAAGGAGUGUUGUUUGGAAUUGGAAACUCACUACUGGACAUCACAGUUGUCACAGAUGAGAACUUCCUGAAACGUUUUGAUCUAAAAGCCAAUAAUGCCAUCAUUGCUGGGGAAAAACACAAAGAGAUUUAUCAUGCCAUGCUGGAUGAGUUUGAACCAUCAUUUUUACCUGGUGGUGCUACUCAGAAUAGUAUACGAGUUGCUCAAUGGCUUCUGGGAAGACCAAAGGCCACAACAUUCUUCGGUAGUGUAGGCCAUGAUAAAUUUGGGGAUAUUCUAAAGUCAACUGCUGAAAGUGUGGGCGUCAAUGUUCGAUAUCAAGUAGUUGAAGGUCUUAGCACAGGGAGAUGUGGGGCUGUGAUUACUGGAGAGGAUCGAUCAUUAGUCACUGAGUUGGGAGCUGCAGAGAAGUUUGAUGCCAAGUUUCUUGAUGAACCUGAAAAUUGGGCACUUGUUGAAAAAGCCAUGUAUUUUUAUAUAGGUGGAUUCUUUCUACCUGUAAGUAUGGAUGCAGUAUUGAAACUUUUACAGCAUGCAGUUAAAACAGAUAAAACUGUGGUUAUGAAUCUCCAUGCGACUUUCCUUUGCCAGUAUUUUGCAGAUAAGGACCUAAAUCUCAUGCAGUAUGUAGAUGUGCUGUUUGGAAAUGGAGAUGAAGCAGCAGAGCUUUGUAAGAAUAUGGGCUUUUCUACCACUGAUAUUAAGGAAGUGGCAAUCAAAACAUCUCAACUGCCAAAACUUAACAAAUCCCGGGAGAGAAUUGUAGUGUUUACUCAGGGACGGGAUCCAACAAUUGUUGCCCAAGGAGGUCAUGUCACAGAAUAUCCGGUCGUACCAGUUCCUCAUGACCAGAUAAAGGAUACUAAUGGAUGCGGUGAUGCCUUUGUGGGAGGCUUCCUGUCCCAGCUUGCCCUGGGCAAGCCAGUUGUGGACUGCCUCAAGUGUGGCUUCUAUGCCUCAAGGGUUGUUAUUCAGUAUUUUGGCUGCAACUACCCUGAUGCACCGGACUUUCCGUAAUGUUGCCUUUGAACAUGUAUUAGUACAUUGUCUUCCUCACUCAAAAAGUUGUGUCAAAUUCUCCAAUAAGGGUUAAUAUUGUUGUACCAAAGUACUUUUUUGUAGUUGUUCCAUUACAACAGAAGUUACUGUUCCAAUACAAACUUGUACAAGAUUCAAAGAAAUCACCCAUACAUUAUUAUGCAUUAUACAAUAUAGUUAAACUUUGAAGUUUAAUAUAUGAUAUCAAUUUAUACAAAAAUCGAAUAUAAUACUUAUCUUUGUAAAUUAUCUGAAUCGUAAUGUUGUUGAUCAGGCAUUGAAAAUAUUGACAAUUGCUGGUAAUCAAUAUAUUUAUGAAAAUAACUGUAUUGUUUACUCCCUGAUAGUUAUCCAUGCUGUUCCAACCUUACCUGUAUACAUGAUACUUCUUAUAUAAACCCUAUAUGAGUGACUGACUUCUCCAAAGGUGACUCUAUACCUCCAUAAAGCAUUUUUUCCUAGCCAAUAUCGUAGCGCUUAUAAUAUAUCUUACAGAAAAACAAUGCACCUGCUAAUAAAAGUUGCCAAUGCAGAAAUAAACAGUUUAUUUGGUAUGGCGAUGAGAAGUUAAUAGAAACUGAUCUGCAUCAGUUCUUCAUGGAAAACUUCAUGGAAAACUAGUGUAAUUAGCAAAGGUAAUGGGUACUUAAUCUUUUAUUUGUAAGUUUGUUUAUUGAAUUGUUGAGUUACAGUCAAUGGAGAUACAUUUGCCAUUGGUAUGAAUCUGUGCACUUGUGGCAUAAAGGGUAACAUAAUGAAAUUCCUAUGUUAAAAAUUUCCCCAAACACACAUUUUUGUGGCUGCUGUUGUGAUUUGUUAACUGGUGCAUAAUGCACAUUUUAUCUGCAACCUCUGAUAAUUCUGCAUAUUUAUGCCCUCAUGUAUUCAUUUUCAAAAGUGUAUCACUUAUUUGGUUGAAUCUUAUCUCAAGUGCUCUGAGUGUGCAUCAGUAUUUAAGAUGUGGUAUUGAUUUAUUCUCAGUAUCUGUUCGUUUACUUCCAAUUUUUUUAAGGCCAAAAAAUUGGUUUGGUAAUGGUUAAAUCCUUCUUUAGCCUUUACGUAAGAAUGUUAUUGUCAUUAUUUGGUAAUGGUGUUAAAGUAAUAUUCUGUAUAAAGCUUUGUCAUAAGGAUUCUGUUGUUAAGUUGUACUUACAUGUUUUAUGUGUUAAACCUUUUUACAUGCAAAAUUGCUUAAAUCAGAUGACGGGUUUACUUCUGUUAUACAUCAUUUUUAUAUCUUUGAAAGUACUGGUAGAUCAUUCAGGUAACACUUGCCUACAACUUUAUUUAUAAUUAUGUAGAUUUUAUAACAUGGACAUCAAUUGCUCAAAAUAAGGCGAUGUUUGUAACUAAAUGUGUUGAUGCCAUUGUAACAUUACAAUGUAUAACUAAGCAUUAACUUUGGGAUAAUGAAAUCUUGAAACAUUGUGAGAAGUACAACUCGUUUUAAGGAUUUAUGUUUCUACCUUGAUAGUUUGUUUGGCUCUAGAUUGUGUUAGAUUUCAGAAAUGCAACGCUAAGUUACAGAACAUCUUUUCGUGAUUUAAACAUUUAUCAAUUGUUGCUGAUAUUCUACCCUGGCAGGGUUUUUUUGUUAUACAAAAUAUAUACUUAAAAGUGUGCAUUAUUAUUUUGAUUGAUAUUUAUUUUUUUAUCCUUGAUGAGUUCAAAAUAAAACUGGUGAAAAAAUAGCUUUUGUCCGCAGUGUUGUUUUCUGGUCCAUUAGAAUGAGCAUUAGAGUUAGUAAGUGUAAGGGGAAAAACAGUUUUGAUCUUACCAUUUCCAUCUAUGAACAGACAGUACCAUUUCCAUCUAUGAACAGACAGUACCAUUUCCAUCUAUGAACAGACAGUACCAUUUCCAUCUAUGAACUGACAGUCAAACAGACAAUACAAAUUCUCUGUGCUUUCAAAGGAUCCUCAAUGAGGAUAUAAUGAGCUGUGUUGUGCAAAUUUGGGUCUUUCGGCAUAUAUUUGUUCAAAUUGUUUUAUAGGGUAUUUCAAAUAGAUGAUAGCUCAGGGAGUAAUACUGAAAAAUUCAUUAAGAUAUCUCUAAAAUUGCGUAAGAUAUAUGUUUACAAGUAAGACCAUGCUUUGUGCAUUUUAAAUAUUGAAUUUAGCCUUGCAAAGCAUGCCUUUCUUAUGAAAGUACAUAUGUAAGAUGACAAGCAUCAUUAUCAAUAUUCCAUCGACCUUAUUAUUUUAGUUGUUAUGCUAACAUGGGAUCUUUGUGGAGCCUAAAUAAAAAAGGUUUGAUGAUUCAUUCUUGUUCAUUUAAACAAUCCGUGCAUUUAAACACACUAUGAAUGCAUUUGAAAUAAAUUUGGAUGAAAUCUGUGGUUGCUAUGGAAACAUGAGUAAAGUAAUUGUCAUAAAUUGUCAUAAAAAUGAUGCGCAAAUGACAAUCCGUUUGAAGAAAGAAUUUUGGAAGAAAUUAAGUAACAUUAUAUUUGGCAUUUUAUGAUAAUAUCAUUUGUAAUAAGUAUGCCCAAAGGCCCCAUAUCCCACAGUGUAGCUCAUAUUGUGUACAGUCAUUUAUAUAUUAUUCAUUUUUAGCUCACCAGAGCACGAAGUGAGCUUUUGUGAUUGGUCUUUGUCCGUCGUCCGUCAAUCCGUCCGUCAACAAUUGCUUAAAAAACAUCUCUAAAACUACCAGUCCAAAUUCAAUAAAACUUUACAGAAAGCUUCCUUGGGUGACCCUCUACAAAAAUACAACAAGGGGACACGAUUGAUCAACAACAACAAAAUGGCCGACUUCCUGUUUUGCUUUAAAAACAUCUCCUCUGAAACUACCAGUCCAAAUUCAAUGAAACUUUACAGGAAGCUUCCUUGGGUGACCCUCUACAAAAAUACAACAAGGGGUCACGAUUGAUCAACAACAACAACAACAGCAACAACAAAAAAAUGGCUGACUUCCUGUUUUGCUUUAAAAAACAUCUCUUCUGAAACUACCACUCCAAAUUCAAAUAAACUUUACAGGAAGCUUCCUUGGGUGACCCUCUACAAAAAUACAACAAGGGGUCACAAUUGAUCAACAACAACAAAAUGGCCAACUUCCUGUUUUGCUUUAAAAAAACAUCUCCUCUAAAACUACCUGUCCAAAUUCAAUUAAACUUUACAGGAAGCUUCCUUGGGUGACCGUCUACAAAAAUACAACAAGGGGACACGAUUGAUCAACAACAACAACAACAAAAUGACCAACUUUCUGUUUUGCUUUAAAAAAACAUCUCCUCUAAAACUACCAGUCCAAAUUCAAUGAAACUUUACAGGAAGCUUUCUUGGGUGACCAUCUACAAAAAUACAACAAGGGGUCACGAUUGAUCAACAACUACAACAACAAAAUGGCCGACUUCCUGUUUUGCUUUAAAAAACAUCUCCUCUGAAGCUACCUGUCCAUAUUCAAUGAAACUUUACAGGAAGCUUUCUUGGGUGACCAUCUACAAAAAUACAACAAGGGGUCACGAUUGAUCAACAACUACAACAACAAAAUGGCCGACUUCCUGUUUUGCUUUAAAAAACAUCUCCUCUGAAGCUACCUGUCCAUAUUCAAUGAAACUUUACAGGAAGCUUCAUUGCAUGACCCUCUACAAAAAUACAACAAGGCAUUGAGAUUGAUUAACAACAACAACAACAACAAAAUGGCCGACUUAUUGUUUUGUUUUUAAAAAAAUCUCUGAAACUACCAGGCCAAAUUCAGUGAAACUUUACAGGUAGCUUCAUUGCAUGACCCUUUACAAAUAUAAACCAAGGCAUCAUCAGUAAAGAUAUGUUUAAAUUGCAACAUUUUUAUUAAUGCUUUAUCACAGAGUUGUGGCCCUUUGCUUAGGUGAGUGUUUUAGGGCCAUCAUGGCCCUCUUGUUAAGGUUAUAAAGGAGACUGCAAGCCGGUUGAACUAGUUAUGAAUGUAGGGGAAAAAAAUAAUACAAUCUUCUUUGAUUGAUAAUGAACAUAUAGUCAAAAUGCCAUAUAUUUGGACACUCUUAGUGUGUAUUUACAAGGUUAAAGAAUCUUAAAUGUACCACUCAUGCUCAUAUUUAAUAAUUAUUCAGUGUUGUUUUGUCUGAAAGUAGAACUUGUCAAUUCCUUUUGGCCCUGGUUAUGUGGUUUAAGGGAAGUCUCAUAUUGUCACAAGAAAUUGGGAUGUCCUCAUGCAUGAGCUGCAUUUUUCAUUUACAGACUCGUAUAUUUGAGGCAAUGUGAGUUGUUUAGUCUUCUUGUUAUUUCAUUAGAUAAUAGAGAAAUGCAAUAAAUGGUUUGAUUUUAAAAUUAGUUUAUCAACAAAUUCACUGCGGCCUCUCAAAGUAUACCAUAAUAAUGAUCACAGAACUGUUUUCAUUAGAUAUAAAAGAAAAAACAAUCUCAGGGAUAUAUCCCUCCCAAUUACAUGGGAAACUUUAAUGCCAAGGGGCUCAUUUUGUGCUUUGGAUCAAUAGUGAAUUCAGAAUAACCAAUCUUUGUUGGAAUUUGAAUUUCUGAUUUUUUUAUACCGAAAUAAAAUAGCUAGUAGUUGCAUGCAACUGUUUUGACUUAAUAAUAUAUCUGCAGCAGAAUCUCCCCAUAAAAUGAGUACCAUUCACUUACUAUGAAAAUCUGAAAGCCCCAUUAAUUCUCAGUAAUUAGAACCACCUGUUUGUCGAACUUAUUUCUGUGUAAGUUUUUGUGUGAAUGUGUUAACAGUUUCCCUAAUAUUAAUUCAAGGAACCACACAGGCUCUGGUGGUUAUUAAAUAAUUAUGUUCAAAUGUGUGUGUACUAAUAACAGGCUCCAAUUUCUAAAAAAAACAUUAGCUUCAUAAGUCCUACAUAAGAUUCAUAAGUUUAAAUACUUUUUUUGGUAUUAUGAAUAUUUACCUUCUGAAUAGGUUUUGGACUCUUAAAAGUUUUAUUUAGUGAAAUAAAGAUUAGGUAAGAAAUUAAGCUUACUGAAAUAAGCUACUUUAGCUUGUUAUGCUUAGAACUGUUGAGAAAUUUGGUACAGAAGUUCCUCGUCCUCGUUGAACUUAGGGAAUAUGUUAAUACUUUACAACAUUUAAACUUUUUCUCACAUAACAUAAAUGCAUGAACUGAAAGCUUUUAAAAUGCAUCUUUUAAUUCUCUAUCUUCAUACUUAGUAUUCGCAAGGAAGUUUGGUUUAGUCAAUAUACCAAUUUAUUGAUGUAGUCGGUGAAUAAUGUACAUUGCUAAAAAAAAACAAGAACAGCAAACAUCAUAAAUUUUGAUGUGAUGUAAUGCGACAAAGCCUCAAAACAUUUAACAUGAUAAUUCUUAUCUUUUGGCUCAUGUAGCACUAUACAUGCAGUUAUAGCUUAUUUUUUAAUCACCAUUGGA
Mya arenaria is the source of this 7031-nucleotide messenger RNA. RefSeq lists its product as uncharacterized. Gene Ontology annotation, molecular function: adenosine kinase activity. The coding region runs from base 440 to 1684 and encodes 414 amino acids. NCBI's taxonomy places the organism in Eukaryota, Metazoa, Mollusca, Bivalvia, Myida, Myidae. Gene Ontology annotation, biological process: purine ribonucleoside salvage. The transcript is spliced from 2 exons. Gene Ontology annotation, cellular component: nucleus; cytosol. The record is from RefSeq and is a predicted model, not a curated record.